Molecule: messenger RNA, 1512 nt
Organism: Lecanosticta acicola
Lineage: Eukaryota; Fungi; Ascomycota; Dothideomycetes; Mycosphaerellales; Mycosphaerellaceae
Source: the annotation of a GenBank genome assembly
AUGAGCGGCACCAAGUACGAGAAGCAGUCGCUCUACUACGCCGGCAAGCGCCAAGAGACCAACGACACCUUCCAGAACAUCGAUCCAUCAACAAAUCAAUCCAUCGCCGACGUUUGUACAGCAGACAAGGCUAGCAUCGACGCCGCUGUCAAGUCUGCCAAACAUGCCUUCCCCAAGUGGUCAGCCAUGCCACCCAUGGAGCGCUCGAGAAUCUUGCUGCGAGCGGUCUCCAUCCUCAGACAAAGGAACGACGAACUCGCCAAGAUCGAAACGCAUGACACCGGCAAGGCAUUCUCCGAAACGAGCACGGUCGAUGUCGUUACUGGAGCUGAUGUUCUGGAGUACUACGCCAACCUGAUCGCAUCGGGUGGGCUCAAUGGCGAGACGACACAACUUCGGCCCGAUGCUUGGGUAUACACCACCAAGGCUCCUCUUGGAGUCUGCGCAGGCAUCGGAGCUUGGAACUACCCCAUCCAGAUCGCGCUUUGGAAGUCGGCGCCGUGUCUGGCAGCAGGAAACUGCAUGGUCUACAAGCCGUCGGAAUUCACUCCUCUCCAUGCCCUCAAGCUCGCUGAGAUCUAUACGGAAGCCGGCGUGCCUCCCGGCGUCUUCAACGUGGUCCAGGGCGCAGGCGAUGUAGGUGCAAUGCUCACAUCGCAUCCGGGCAUUGCCAAAGUCUCCUUCACGGGACAGGUCUCCACAGGGUGCAAGGUUGCGGGUUCUGCUGCAGGCGGCAUGAAGUACGUGACCAUGGAGCUCGGUGGCAAAUCUCCUUGUGUGAUCCUUCCAGACGCAGUGCUCGAAAACGCCGUAGAUGGCGCGAUGAUGGCAAACUUCUUCUCGACUGGCCAGGUAUGCACAAACGGCACAAGGGUCUUCGUUCCCAAGUCGACAAAGGAGGCUUUUGAGAAGCAAUUGUUGGAGAAGAUGGAAUACAUUCGGCCGGGAGACCUCUUCGACCCAAACACCAACUUCGGACCUCUAGUCAGCAAAGUCCACUACGAGAAAGUGGUGCGGUAUAUCAAGCACGGCAUCGAAACAGACAAAGCCAAGCUCAUCUAUGGAGGUCUCGGCCAACCAACUCUCCCGCAAGGCGCUUCAUCAGACGGCUACUGGGUCAAGCCGACUGUGUUUACCGACUGCACAGACGAGAUGCUCAUCUCGACUGAUGAGAUCUUUGGGCCCGUCAUGUGUAUUCUGCCCUACGACGACGAGGACCCCAACUGGGUGGACAACCUCGUUGCUCGAGCAAACAACACUCAGAUGGGCCUCGCAGCUGGUGUCUUCACCUCGAAUAUCGAUCUUGGACACAAGAUUGUCUCCAGACUCGAAGCGGGAAUCACCUGGGUCAACACGUGGGGCGAGUCGCCUGCCGAGAUGCCCGUGGGUGGAUGGAAGAUGAGUGGCCUGGGUACCGAGAAUGGCCGGCGAAGCUUGGACAACUGGAUACAGAACAAGAGCACGCUGGUGGAGAUGGGCGGCGCAGUGGCGACGGCUUUUCCCAAGCUGUAG